AUGGCUCAUCCUCAUUUAACUGCUGAACAAUUGGAAAAUUGGAAAGAUUUAAAAGGAAAUUUUACUUUAACACCAACUUAUAUUGAUCUUAUAAAAGAUAUUUGGAAUGUAAUAUCAUGGUACUAUGCACCACGUAUGUGGAAGAAUUAUAUAUUUCCCGAAUCGUUUAUUAAUGAAAUUGCAAGACAUAUUUAUGUUUCAUUAAAUCUAGUUUAUUAUGUUAUUUAUAUAGCAAUAGGUAUAACAUUAUUAAGAUAUUCAUUUGAAAGAUUUAUUUGCAAACCAUUAGUCAAUUGGCUUGAAUUAACACCAGUAAAUAAAAAAAAAUAUCCUGAAUCAAUAUGGAAAACUGUAUUUUAUACAUUUACAUGGUCUUUUAAUCUUUACUUAUUAACUUAUCGUUAUGAUUAUUUCCAUCAACCAUACCUUAUUUGGGAUGAUUGGAUACCCGGGAUGGAUAUUCCAUUUGAUAUACAAUUAAUGUAUUUUAUUCAAUGUGGAUUUUAUUUACAUUCAGUUUAUGCAACAAUUUAUAUGGAUUAUAAACGAAAAGAUUAUUAUGCUAUGCUUCUUCAUCAUGUAUUAACGAUGGCACUUAUCUCUGUUUCUUAUGCAACACGUUAUCAUAAAGUUGGUUUACUUGUUCUUUUUGUACAUGAUAUAACCGAUAUUUGGCUUGAAUUAGCAAAAUCAUUACAUUAUAUGUCGACAAGAAAAGGUGGUCGACAAUGUCCUCAGUGGGAAAAUGCUGCAAAUGUAGUGUUUGUUAUAUUUAUUCUAACCUGGUUUUUAUUUCGUCUUUAUUGGUAUCCAUUAAGAGUUUUAUAUUCAACAGGAGUUGUUACUGCUUACCGUGUCUAUAAUAGAGGUUGUGGUUUAUAUGGAUUUUUCAAUUUCUUAUUAUUGAUAUUAUUAGGACUUAAUAUCUACUGGCUCUAUUUCAUUCUUCAAUUACUUUUUCGAGCAUUGGCUGGUACUUCAAAUGGAUUACAAGAUACACGAGAAGAGGACGAUAGCGACGAAGAAGAACCAAUACCAACAUCAACUCCAAAAGCUUCUGUUAACAAUGUUAUUAAAGAAAAGAAAACGAAAUAA
This is a messenger RNA of Rotaria sordida, 1095 nucleotides long. The record is from the annotation of a GenBank genome assembly. NCBI's taxonomy places the organism in Eukaryota, Metazoa, Rotifera, Eurotatoria, Philodinida, Philodinidae.